Messenger RNA from Paramuricea clavata, 6939 nucleotides. The record is from the annotation of a GenBank genome assembly. NCBI's taxonomy places the organism in Eukaryota, Metazoa, Cnidaria, Anthozoa, Malacalcyonacea, Plexauridae.
AUGGCAAAUUUCGAUGGUAACAAGGAUAUCUUACACUAUACUCUGACGUAUUUCAUCAACUCAAGUGAAUCAAGUACAGCGAUGCAAGAGCGGCUUUCCUCAAAUGUGACGUCAUACAAUGUGACGUCAUUAAAGCCUUACAGCACCCACAUCUUUGAAAUGACAGCGACCAAUGAAAUUGGUGUCAGUGAUAUUUCUACUAAAUCUGUUGAUACUUUGCCAGACAGUAAGUAAUGAUUUUAUUGUUUUCAAUCUAAAUGAAUAUAAAAAAAUUAAACAUAUGCAUGUAAUAUGUAAUAAUUACAACAUGUAAUCACAGACUUUGUUAUUCGUUAUGUGCUCUAAUAAGUCUGAAAACACGUCUACAAAAAAUGUGCAAAAUAUAAAACACAACAAUACAAAAUAUAAACAUAAAAAUGUAAAAUACAAAAUAAUUUUAUUUGCACUUGUAUUUACUCAGGAUUAUCCUACAAGUAUAAUACUUACAUAAUGGGUCAUUCCAGAAAAAAAAACUAUACCUCGCCCACAUAGGAAAUUUGAAGUUAACCCCACCUAACUCCUUCGGAUAUCCUAAUACACUUACUAUUAUCAUAAACAAACUUUUCUUCCCUCCCCCUCUGAACAGAAGAAAUUUCCUCCUUGGGGGGAGUGUGGAUUUUUUCUGGAACGACUCAAUACUGCUAUUACUAAGAGAUCUGCCUUCCGACUAUGGGACAACUAAUUCUUUACGAUUCUACAGUGUUGGGGUUUUCCUACAUGUUUUUUAGGUUUAGAUAUAGGUAAUGAGAACCAUAUUGGUGUCCUAGUAAUACAUUUAUGCCACAAUAGUCCCUAAAUGUAUGUUCAAAAGGUUUGGUGUGAAAUAUGAUAUUGUGAUGGCCUCGUGUUGUUGGCACAAUGUAUGCCUGUGAAAAGAUGUAAUAUUUGAUGAAACUGAGAACUAAGGAUAAAAAACAGCUUGCAUGUAUUUGUAUAAAUGUGAACCUAAUAAAAAUAAAUGUAUGUGUAGACUUGUGGAACAUAAAAAUGGAGAUGCAAAUGCAAACUUGUAACUGUAAAAUAUCCUGUGGUGUAAAAAAAAUAUAUUUUUUGAUCAAACCCAAAAGGUAUGAUCGCGCUGUACUAAAAAGCUUGAAUGGAGGCAUGUAAAUUAUAUAAAGCGAGAGGAGAUAAUCAUGUGUGUACAAUUCAGUAUCCCUGUACGCGGCGUUUCGUCCUUGAAAAGACUCGUAAGUAGCGCUGUGACAUUAUCAUAUGUUUUGUUAUGAAGUCAACUACUAUCAACUACUACAAUGUUGUGUCCCAUUUUUCGUCAGAUUUGAUGUGUUUUGGUUUAAACAACAUUGAUUGGGGUGGGGGAAGCGGUAUUGUGUGUAACAAACUGUAAUGAUCCACUUACAAUCUAAAACUUCAUGGUGUCCCAACAACUUCUGAAAGUGAUUGUAGUUUCUUAAUUGGUUUGAGAGAACGGAGGAGAUUGAGAGUAUGAUGGUCUCUAGGAGAAGAAUUUCAAAGUGUAGGUAUAACGCAUGAGAUUGUAAAACGUAAAGUUACUAUAUUAUUUUAUUGUUUAUAGGACCCACCAGUCCACAGUCUGUGAACGUUUUGGUGAUUAGUUCGAGAAGCCUGAACGUUAGAUGGCAGGCUCCAAAGGAAGAAAACGGUAUAAUCUUAACGUAUGUAAUUUAUUAUGGACGUGUUGGAAGAGGUGAACGUCACUCAAUUGUUGCAAUGGAAUCUGAACGGAGCAAAAAUAUCACAAAUUUAAAACCGUAUACAAACUAUUCUGUUGCAAUGGUUGCAAACACGUCGGUUGGAUAUGGGGAAAAGAGCGAUUUGAAGUUUGCAUGCACAAAUGAAGCAGGUAUGCUUGUCAAUGUAAAAAACACUAUUAUUCAAACAAACUUAUAAAACUUACUUUACUCCAAAUAAAUAUUUGGUACCUGUCAUACUUGAAUGAUCUUGAGAAAAAAUUGGAUAUACCUGAACAGUAAAAUCCUCAACUUGAUCACCUUUUCUCAGCCUCGUACCCAGGCGCAAAUAAAUUACUAAAAAUAGCAACACUACAGUGUUUUAUAUAGAUCAGUGGCUAAGAUAGCGAGCGCGCGGGGGUGCUAGAACACAGUCGUGUCCUGCCCAAGCACCCCCACGCGCUCGCUAUCUUUGCCACUGAUCUAUAUAGAAACACUGUAGUGUUGCUAUUUUUAGUACGUUAUUUGCACCUGGGUACGAGGCUGACCUUUUCUAUUGUCAAAGUUGCCGGAUAUGAUGUCAUUGGAUGAAUUUUGUGCAACAAAAACAAAACUAAUUUGCAACUCAUUUGAUCAUGCCAUUAUAUUCCGCAACUUUGACAAUGAGAAAGUUGAUCAAGAUAAGGGCUUUUACCUCCAUAGAUAUGUUACAUUUCUUUUUCAAAUGUCCCAAAUAUUACACAUAAGUUAUUCUUCCCUUUUUCGUGAAUAUUUUAUGCAGAAGGGACCCGCUUGGGAGGAGGGGCAAUAUAGUUUGCCGGAGGGUCCGAAGUAAUUGCUGUUGAGGGAUUGGCCCAGUCUUUAGUGUUAAAGAGGAUCUGAAAUACGCCCUCCUUGUACUAUAAUGAUAUCUUUUAAUUAUUUUGCCAAUCCAGCACCGUCCAGUCCACGUAAUCUGACGCUUUGGGCUAGGAACAGCACGACAAUAUCAGUCAGUUGGUUGCCGCCAAAAAAUGAAAAUGGCAUUAUUAUCCAGUAUGCCAUUCACGUAAGAGAACAGGGAGUGAAUUCAAACGAGCGGCUUGUAAAUGUUUCUGGAGGAGCAACUUCCACAUUGAUCAAUGUGUUAAAGCCGUUUACUAAUUAUACAUUCCGCAUCCGAGCACGAACCAGCGCUGGUUGGGGGAACUUCAGUGAAAACAGAACGGAACCAACAGAUGUAGGACGUAUGUAUAUUUCAUUUCUACUUUUCAUUCAUUUUGCGUUCUUCGUUUCAAUAAUUCAAGAUUCAAGAUGGGGGCAAAUCAGGAAACAUUGCUCUCAACCAUGUGUCCUGAACAGUUGCCAUUACACUUAGAACUAUAAUUGAUUCUGCGGAUUGUGAGGGAUUCAACUGCCUGAAAAAUAAAGUAAAAUUAGGCGAAGAGUCUUCGAUCCUUCUUUCGAAAUGAAGUUUUACUUGUAUUUUUCAGUUGUAGUUGAAUCCCUCUCAAUCCACAGCUUUCUGGUGUGAUUGUCACUACCUACGCUGGCACAGCCCGUUCGAGUUUAUAACUUAGUACUAUUUAUAUUGCUUCUGCACUCUAAAAACGCUAUUAAAUAACAAAUAAAAUAACAUUCUGAUUGAAUUUAAUUUUAACUAGACCAGACCAGACCAGUGAGAUAUACAAUCAAGUUGUCGGUUUGAAUUUCACCCUGGUUGUUUUGCAGUGUGAAAUCCCAAAACUGCGCGUUUAUCUUCUCUCGUGAUGUUUAUCCUCUCUCGAAAACUAUCUUGAUUACUGGGUUGCCCACAUUUGUGGAAUAUACCAACACAACCUCGUAACAGUGGAACCCAAUUGGUUCAAAGGUACCAACGCUCUGCCCACUGAGCUGUUAGGAUGUCCUGAUUGACAUUCAAAAGAUUGCAUGUGUACGAGCGCUGAAUAUCUGAUAUUCUGAUGCACGUUUUUCAGAUUUAGUGUGGUAGUAAUUCCCGAAAUUUUUAGUAGUGUAAGAACGAAACCAAAACACUGAAAAAUUAUUUUGUAAAUGUUUUGUACCUAACUCCGUUGCAAUUGUCUGUUUUAAUUACUAAAAAUCAACGCUCGUUCUCCCUGGAGGCUUGCAUGCAUAAAGUUGCCUUAACCAGGGGUCAUAUGCGGGUUAUAUAUUUUUAUUUUUAGCUCCAGUAAAGCCAACUGUUGUUCCAAUUACGUUCCUACCUACAAGAGAAGAGUUCGAUCCAACGAGAAUGAUUGCCAUUACAUUUACAAAGUUUUCGAAUAAAAAUGGAAAUAUCAAGUACGGUUAUUUUUUUAUAACAAAUUUAAUUUUUGCAAACCUUCAAGAAACCUGUAAAUUUUUGUGAGAAAAUACGUAUAGGUGUUCACAAGACGUCAUGCAAUUGGGGGAAGGUUUUCUGAAGAACAAAGUCAUGUCAUUUUUUUUAAUAUAAAAGCAAUUAGCUUUUCUCGCGUAAUGUGCGAAAAUAUGCCAUUUAUGUUGACAAAUCGCGGAACAACAAAGUAUGGCAACAAUUGCAAAUCUUUUUUUACACUCAUCACAAAAAUAAAUUCGCAAGCUCGCUGCGAAUGCUUACAUCUAAUUAAAAUAAACUGCUGAGCAUUGUGAUUGGAUGAAAACACUCGCAGCUAGCAUGCGAGUUGACUCAUUGGAAGGCUGGAGCCUUAUACAGUAUAAGAAAUAUUAAAGAUGCAGCUAUAAAAGGGAGUAAAAAUCCAAGUUGCUCAAUUUGCAUCUUCUGUUUGAGCGUUACAUUAAUUUCAGUAAACCUUGUUAAAAUAGUUAUUUCCUUGUAUAGGUUUUAUAGAGUUAUUGUGGUGAUGGUGGAUGAAACGGUAACAAAUAUAGCAGAAACUUUCAGUCGGAAUCUACUGUCGUAUCAAGAAUGGAUAAGACGAGAAAACAAAAUUGGUUUCCCAUAUAUUGCUUUUGUAUUCAAAGGCGACUCAUUCGAACAACACAAGAACUUUAUAGUUGGAGAUGGUGAAGAAUCCGAUCAUACAUACCGUAGAAAAAAAAGAGCAACCUUACACAAAAAUGGCAACCUUAUACCUGGCAAACAGUAUGCUGUUGCUCUACGAGGAUACACAGCUGAGGUAAUUUUGCAGUAUGCUCACCCAGGGCCCUUUUUUACUAAAUAACUGGAGAAGGGGGGGGGGGGGGGGGCAAAGACCCCUUAGUCCCCAUGGUUUCAGCCUAGUAAUUGAAAAAUUUCAUUAUCUUUAAAUUCGAUGGCUUUUUAAAAAUGCUAAGCAUUGUGUCGUAAAUACCUUAGAUUUUAAAACAUUUUCCAGUUGAUCGCAUAUCCCAGACCCUAUAUAGAUUAAUUGUUGGAAGCCUCGGCUAAGCCUCGGAAUAGCUUUCGCCCCCCAAAAAAUAAUUGAAAUUGAAAUAUUUGAAUUCGAAACUAGAAGUAUUUGAAAUCGUACAUAUAUUAAUCAAAUAUCUGUGAUCGAUAUUUUAAUAACAAUAUUUCUAAUAAUAAUCCAUCCUGACUCACGGAUAACUGAUAGCAUAGACUGACAAAUCAUAAUGAAAGAAUUAAUGAAAGGGCAUAACGAAGUAGUUGAGACUCUGAAAAUGCUGUUUCCGACGACCUAAAGACUCAAAAUUUUCCAGCUCGUCGCCAACCAUGGUGGCGCCCCGUGGGAGUCGCGCCCCCUAAGUUUACCAAGCUUCUUAUCCCCUGAGUCACCGAGUUGUGGUACUUAUAAUAAACAUACUAUGCAAGUACUUAACUGAAGAUUCAGUCUUAACUGAAGAUUCAGACUCAUUUAGAGCAUAAUGUAACGCUGUACAUCCAAAACUCUGUUUCAGAAAACGCACGAAUUGUAAGUCCUAUAGGGGUAAAAAAAUACAAAAAUACCAGUACCCUACAACAUACGAUACCAUCACCAACAAUGGUCCCUUGUUGUAGAUUCCCCCCUCCCAUGGGCUAAUUCUUAAAAAAGGCCCUGUGCUCAUUCAUGGUACAAACCAUGUCUGAUAUUUUCUGAUAUUUCGUCUUAUGCUGUGUACAGACUGAUCAAUCGUUAAACACAAACUAUACGCACAUAACUUUGUUGUGUAGAAAAAGUACGAAACAUGAAUUUUCUAUCAUGUUCUGAGUCGGAUAUUGCAUUGCAUGUUGAACCAAAUGAGUCCGAUAUGUUUUUUGAAACUUUUAUUUUGCUAUGAAAUUAGACUAAAUAUGCGACGAGCGAAUAUUUGAAAGUUUCUACUCAACCUGCAGAACAGGAUGCUGUGCAUACCCCUGUCGGUAAGUCGAAACAAUUUCUAGAAAUCUUGGAUAUCUUAUUUGGGACAAUUGUACGAAAUACGUCACAGAAAAGUCUUUAACUAAUAGUUUAUCUUAUUAGAAUAACUGUAUUCCGCUUGUGCUGUUUAGAGGCAUUCUCUCGAGCAUGCCUGUAGAAAGUAGGAAGUUAUGGAGCCACGCUACCUACAAAGUCUAAAGGGCUAACUCCAAAGCAAAAUAUACACUUGAGUAACUUGUGUAAAUCAAAACUUAUGAGUUGAAAUAUGAAUUGUGGAGUUACUGGCUAACUCCAAAAAUAAUUUAGGAGCUAGUUACCUAAGCCUGGAAUUACUUGCUAACUCAAAAAAUCAUUGGAGCUAAGUAUAUAACUCCAAAAAUCAUUUAGGAGCUAGGCAUCUAAAGCUGGAGUUACUGGCUAACUUCAAAAAUUAUUUGGAGCUAAGUAUAACUCCAUAUAUAUAUAUAUAUAUAUAUAUAUAUAUAUAUAUAUAUAUAUAUAUAUAUAUAUAUAUAUAUAUAUAUAUAUAUAUAUAUAUAUAUAUAUAUAUAUAUAUAUAUAUAUAUAUAUAUAUAUAUAUAUAUAUAUAUAUAUAUAUAUAUAUAUAUAUAUAUAUAUAUAUAUAUAUAUAUAUAUAAAAAAUAAUCGUUUUAUUGACCAAUAUUUUAAAGGAUUUACGCCUUUUCACCCCGUGUUGUGAUACGCCCCAUGACUGGAAUAUGCACAUGCUGCUAAGAUGCAAUCUCGUUCCCCGAGCAUGCCCGUUCGCAGGAAUAGCCGUUCGCUAUGCCCACCUUUAACCUGCGAACGUGUAUGCUCGGGAACGAGAUUGGCUAAGAUGUUAAUUUUUGUUAUAAUUUUAAUUUUUAGAUACUACCGUUGUGGUUGUUAUUGUUGUAGUUGCUGUGAUCUUAUCUGCCUUGCUCCUCACUGCUGUUUGGUUCCGGAUAAAGAAAAACAGGUGGAAAACGGGUUCAAUAAUGUUG